Messenger RNA from Ochlerotatus camptorhynchus, 3610 nucleotides. RefSeq names its product NPC intracellular cholesterol transporter 1-like. NCBI's taxonomy places the organism in Eukaryota, Metazoa, Arthropoda, Insecta, Diptera, Culicidae. The record is from RefSeq and is a predicted model, not a curated record. Bases 233 to 3298 code for a protein of 1021 amino acids. Gene Ontology annotation, cellular component: membrane. The transcript is spliced from 7 exons.
GCUGAAUUGAUUCCGGUAGUCGUUGAGUGGCUCUCGUCGGAUGCGGACGCGUUUCCCGACCUCGCCCGUUACGGUUUUCGCGAUUGCGCGCUGAUACACCACGAGUGUGAGUGAUAGAAGUUCUAGGCUGGUGUUUGAUAUUUAUUUGCUCGAAGAAAGAGGAAAGAUAGCAAACAAAAAGUGAGUGUUCAAAAUUGGGAAAUUUCAAACUUUGACGAAGGAAAGCGCAAUAAUGCCACCGACCGAAGCCACCGUUCCACUGACGGACGGUAGCCGGGGCAAAAAAGCCGCAACCAUAAUUUCAACCGGCACAACGACGGCGGCGACGACGACGACGACGUUGAGCAAUGGAUCCAACCGGCGUGGAUCGGCGACGGAGGGAGCAACGGUUGAUGAUGGCAAGCCGCCGGCCGGUCAGCAUCAGCUUAGCUGUUUGGGCCGGCUUUCCUACCACGUGUCCAUCGCGAUCGGGCAGUUUUUCUACAGAUUGGGUCGUCUCAUAGCGAACCACCCGUUGCGGACCAUCAUCGUCAGCUGGUUGGUUGUGGCCGUCUGUGGCCUUGGAUUUUUCAAAUUCCAUCAUGAAAAAAGUCCCAUGAAACUAUGGAUCCCGCAGAACGCACAGUUCCUACACGACACCAACUGGGUGAUCGAAAACUUCAAGGAAGGAACGCGCAUCGAAACGGUCAUGCUGACCGCACCGGAUGUACUGAUACCGGAAGUUUUGCAAAAGAUGUCGGAAAUAACAGACGAAAUCGAAAACUUUAUCAUUACCAACAGUAAAGGUGGAACGGUUAACUGGGAUAAAGUCUGCUUCAAGGUUCCACUGAUAGCAGAAUACACUGUCCAAGAACGACGGAAACGUGACGACUCUCAAUCCUUAACUACUACAAAACGUCCCAAGAAGGACAGGCCAUUGUUCAGCCCAAGUGUCGAUCUACCGAACUUCAUGUACUGUCCGCUGGUCGAGCGGCUUCCAGUUGGUUGCUUCGGGCUCAGCAUCCUAGAGCUGUGGAAAUACGAUCGCGAAGUGAUUGCCAACCUGACGAAGAAGGACAUCGUCGAUAAGCUCAACAGCACCAAGAUCAGCCCCGUUACCGGACACACGAUCGACUUCUCUGAACUGCUCGGAGGGAUACAACGGGACUGGACUGGACGGAUCGUUUCUGCCACGGGUUUGUACUCUAAUUGGAUGGUCCACGUCAACUACUCCGAAGUGGACGCGGACGUCAGUGGGAAUGCCGCCGGAACGGAGGAUUGGGUCACGGAAGACGCAAUGCUUUGGGAAGGUAAGUAUUUGCAAAAGCUCGGUGAGAUUCAGCAAAAUUUCACCGGCGGGGAUACGGAAUUGUUCUACGCUGCUGGACGAAGCUACGGUGAUAUCAGUGCAGAUUCCAUGUUCAAGGACAUCGACAAGCUGGUAUUUGGAGGUGUGAUCAUGUUCAUUUACAUGCAGCUGGUGCUAUCAAAGUUCAGCUGGACUGAAUUCAGGGUAAUACUUGGCUCCGUCGGUCUUUUGAGCGUUGCAAUGGGCUUCGUUGCUGGGAGUGGCAUCGUUUCCUUGCUAGGGGUAUCGUAUGGGCCCGUUCAUACAUGUCUGCCGUUUCUGCUGAUGGGACUCGGCGUGGACGAUAUGUUCGUAAUGAUGGCCUGUUAUCGAAAGAUCCGGGAUACGCAUGCGGAUCUACCGCUGCCGGAACGAAUGGGUCUUAUGUUGAAGCAUGCCGGUGCAUCGAUUACGGUGACUUCCCUUACCGACAUCGUAGCCUUCGGCGUUGGUUCGAUAACUGUGCUACCAUCGUUACAGUCCUUCUGUAUCUACGCAGCGUUCAGUGUGCUGAUGAUGUUCUUCUUUGUCAUCACAUUUUACGUCGCUAUAUUCACCCUAGACGAACGGCGAAUCGCUGCCAACAGGAAUUCGUUCAUUCCUUGGAAAAUUCAUGAUGAGAAAUCUACGCAACUAUGGUGCCAGUACAAUCUGAUGCAUCGGUUCAUUAAGUUUGUUUAUUCGAACAUCAUCCUGACAAAGCUCGGGAAAACGCUCAUCAUCCUUGGCGUGAUUUGUAUGACUGGACUGAACAUUCAAAGUUUACUGAAACUUCGCCAGAAGUUCGAUCCGAAUUGGUUUAUCCCGGAGGAAACGUACUACAGUAAAUACGUCGUCAAAACUAGAGAGCAGUAUCCGAACAAUGGCUAUGAAGGCAUGCUUCUUCUCGGAAACUACAACUACACUGCAGAACUAAAGGAACUGCUCAAGAUAACACACGAGCUGGAGAACAGAACAGACAUUCUGCACAGUGUAGAUUCCUGGGUUGAACCAUUCCAGGACUUUGUGCAUACGUACUAUGAUCAAGACAUUGGCGAAGUCGUACUCAGCGAUUCGGACUUCCACUUAUAUCUUUCCAAGUUUCUGUACAGCCACGAAGGCGGUCGUUACCAGAUGAACUUCAAGUUUGCAACCAAACUGCAUUGCGGACAGCCUGCACCGAACAUUACCGUCACUACCAUCGCGUUUAAAUUCUGCCCAUUCAGGGAACGCGAAGAAUACAUCCCCGCCAAGCAUGCCCUCGAAGAGUUACUCGCCCGAAGUAAUUUCACCACUGAUCAUCAGUUUAAAACUAUCUGGGCAAAGGUCUUCGCCAAUUGGGUCACCGACGAAAUUAUCGAUACGGAAAUCUACCGAAACGUUGCCCUAGCCAUGAUUGGCGUUAUGUUCUGCUCGGCCGUCUUGAUCGUGAACCCGCAGAUUUGCUUCUGGAUCUUCAUAUGCGUCCUGUUAACGUUGGUCAACGUAGGUGGAUUCAUGCAACGAUGGAGUCUCACCCUGGAUUUAGUCUCCUGUAUUGGUCUUCAACUCGCCGUUGGACUCUGCGUUGACUACGCAGCCCACAUCGGUCAUACAUUCCUGACCAUUAGCAACGGAAACCGCAAUCAACGGUCGCUGGAAACUGUACUCCACAUCGGAGCUGCCGUACUCUACGGAGGUGGAUCAACAAUCCUCUCGCUCAGCAUGCUCUCCGGAUCCCAAGCGUACACAUACCGAACUUUCUUCAAAAUAUUCCUUCUAGUUAUUCUACUCGGCCUCUUUCAUGGCCUCGUUCUUCUACCGGUAAUUCUUAGCUUGGUAGGUCCACCUCCCUACAGUGGCUUCGUAGAUGAAGCCAACAAGCUUCCCGAUGAUAUUGAGAAAGAAAUGCUACCCAUCCCGCACGACCAGAAGCGACACAGACCUGUGAACGGUGAACUCGCUCUGAACGAAGAGGAGAAACAACCGAUGAGGGCAGCUUCAACGGCAUGAAACAGUAUCGUGGUAGUUUCGAGAAACUUGAAGCGUUCCAUGACUUAACACCGCAAAUAUAGCUACUAGAAGGGACCGAAAUGCACAAAAUCAGAAACAUUUCAUCACAGACACGCAAACCAGUCUUUAUUACACGCAUACAUAAAAGCACGGGCGAACUGCGUUCUGCUUUUCGUAAUUUUUUUUUUCGAUCUUAUUUAGGCCACGUGAUGCCAUUGUGAUUCUAAUCUUGUUAAGGUACAUAACAUUUUUUGGACAAAGUCAUUACAAGUAUAAGUGAUUUUUGGAUGGAAAAAAUGAAAUGAAAUUGUA